AUGGCUGAGACGGCAGCUGCACCCGGUUCCAAGCCCAAGAAGACGAAAAGCUCAAAGAAAGCGACAUCGCAUCCCAAAUACUCAGACAUGAUCAAAGCGGCCAUCGCCGCGGACAGGAGCCGCAGCGGCGCGUCGCGUCAAUCCAUCCAGAAGUAUGUGAAAAACCAUUACAAGGUGGGAGACAACGCCGACUCCCAGAUCAAACUCGCCCUGAAGCGUCUGGUGGCCAGCGGGCUCCUGCGUCACACCAAGGGCAUCGGAGCUUCUGGCUCUUUCAAACUGGCCAAAGCCGAGGACGCCAAGAAGCCCGAGAAACCCAAACCUGCGCCCGUGAAAGUCAAGAAGCCAGCAAAAGCCGCCGCCAAACCCAAAAAGGCCCCCAAGCCCAAAAAAGUGGUCAAGUCCCCGGCGAAAACCAAGAAAGCCGUGGAGAAGAAGGUGAAGAAGGCGGUGGAGAAAAAGAAAUCACCCGUCAAAGCCAAGAAAGUUGCCAAGAAGACGAAGGCGAAGGUGGCCAAACCCGCCAAGGCGACCAAAGCAAAGAAGGUGAAAACGGUGAAACCCAAACCCAAAACAGCAGCCAAGAAAACGACCAAAAAGAAGUGAAGAGACUCGGAUGCAAUCCAGAACUUGGUGUAAAUACACUUUUUGAAGCAAAUGUUUUUGGUAUUUUUGUAUGGUCUUCGUGCGCGGACUUCAGCGCAUUUCUUUAGAAACUUUUUUUGUGCGCAGUUGUGCAUCUGUAAAGAAGAGGAUUCAAGAUCGAAAUUGCUUAAGUUAUUUAUUUUACAUUUCCCCAAAUCAAACCUUGUUGGACACUUAUUCAGAUAAACUAAUUCUCUGAAAUAAUUUGUGAAAAUAUAUUCUUAGGUUAUUCUAGGACUGUAAAAAAUGUCAUUGUUUGUAUGAAGAACGGUGCUUUAUGCUCUAUAUGAAGAAGGUGUACAGAAUUGAACCAACUUAGUAGACGUUUCAUUGCUGUUUAAUAAAACUGUUAUUACGCAUCUGUGCAUCAUUAAACUUUUCUCAUUUAUGAA
Molecule: messenger RNA, 1037 nt
Organism: Paramisgurnus dabryanus
Lineage: Eukaryota; Metazoa; Chordata; Actinopteri; Cypriniformes; Cobitidae
Gene: h1-0
Product: H1.0 linker histone
Biological process (GO): negative regulation of DNA recombination; nucleosome assembly; chromosome condensation
Cellular component (GO): nucleosome; nucleus
Molecular function (GO): double-stranded DNA binding; nucleosomal DNA binding; structural constituent of chromatin
Source: RefSeq, a predicted model, not a curated record